UUUCAUUACACGAUUACAUCGCGCUGGUAAAUAAUACGUGCAUGUCCAGAUCUAAUAAUAAAUGCAUGUUAAUAUUAAAUAAAGUGGACAAGGCGAGAUUUAGUUCCUGCAGUGGAAAAAUUUCCCAGUCAAAGAACAGAACAGAGCAAAGAAAAGCAUCACAGAGACAUCUAUCUGUGCUAUCUGCAGCUCCAUUUUUCCUUCGCUUCUUUGCUUUUGCCCUUUCCAGUCAGCAUCUCCGAAUAAACCCCCGACAUCCAACUGUCUUCUGCAGUCCACACGUUCCUAGCUCUGAAGUAAGUCUCGGAUCUGCAGCUACUCGACCUUGAUGCUAGACAUCUCCCAUCCUAACCGUCAUCCAUCUCUCUUCUCUCUACUUUCUCUGUUCCUUUCCUUUCCCUUUCUGUUCUCUCGCUCGCUCACACACACACACACCACAAUUGCUGAACUCCACUCCAACACAGCUAUCUCAUAAUCUAACCUCAUGACUGCUGCUUCGCCCGUCCCUCCAUCCGUCGAUACUGGCCUGAAUGGCAACCAUACUAUCAACAUGACUCUCCCUCGUCUCCAUCCUAUCGCCAUGAACUCCGCUCCUCAAGCAGAUCCUCUUCUGCAGAAUCACUACCGUCGCUACGCCCCUCCUCCCCAAGAACAGAUCCCACCACAACCUGCACAGCCCUUGAAUCCGUCUCCCCCCCAAUUGGAACACAUCGAGGCGCGUUUGCGCCAAUUGGAACAUGAAGAGGCUGCCCGUACGCUGGCUCGUAGUCAUCAGCUCGCCGUUCGAGAACGCGAGGACGAAGAAUUCCGCAGGCUGACGGAGACUGCUGAACUUGAGGAAGAGGAUCUGCGCAGGCAAAGAAAACGUUUGAAACGGGAAUCUAUGGGACUGACUUACGACCCUUUGGUCGAUUCGCCUCCUCUUCCCGCACAACCUCGUCGUUUGUCGGAAACAAACGCCGCUACCACUCUUGCCUUUUUCAAACAGCAGACUCCACCCGAUUUCCGUCAAUAUCAACCUCAGCCGCAGCCGCAGCCGCAGCCACAACAACAUCAGCAACAACCCCCACUGCCCCCUCAGGCACCGACCCCUAUUAUCCAUGAUGUGAAUGUAGGAGGAGCUUUACGCCGAAAACAAAAGUAUACAAUAAAGAACGUGGAGGCGUGGGGCGAACGUCAUGGACGCCCAGCGGCCCACGACCCCAGUGGUCGUGCCUUGUGGAAACGGCCGUCGGAUGGGAGCUUGGUGUAUCUGACCUGCCCUAUUUCCGGUUGCGAGAAAGAUGAUUUUGUGACCCUUCACGGCUUCAUGUGUCACCUGACCAAGAAACACAAAGACCGCAGUUUGGGAAGCCAGUCCCGAGCUCUGGAGAUCUGUGGGAUUGUGUAUGACCCUAACGCUCCUCUCCUACCUGUCCCGAAAAUGCACCGGGAUUCAACGGAGGAGAGUCAGCCGGAGUCGGCACCGGCCGAUGCCAACAGUCAUGAACUGGAGUACUCGUCGUCUGCGGUGGAGGAUGACGAUGAACCCGUACCUCCGCAUGCCGUCAAGACCGAACCCGUCGAUCGUGCACCGCCGUUUGCACGGACUCCCGUAGGACCUGAGGAUGAUGCCACGACACCUCCUCUGACCAAUAGAUCGACCAAACCCUCCAUCUCCUCUAUUAUCGACCAUGAACCCGAAGAUCCGCCUCGAGAGAUGUUGUCUGAGUCAGCACCUCCGCCUUUUAUCGAUGCAGCGGCUGCAGUGACACCAGCCAGCUCUCAUCAGUCAGCAGACGGGAAUAACGAGUUCAAAGACUCACCUGAUACAAAAUAGCGGCCAUAAGCCAUUAUCUCUUUGGAUAAAUCAGAAAAAUAACCAAAUAACCACUAGUUGCCUUCCCUCUCAAUCACAGUGAAAUAUCAUUUGACUUGUAUAGGCGAAAACUCAGGCAUGCCUCUUUUUUUUCUUCUCUUGUUUUGAUUUAUUUUAUUAGCGCAUGGGUGGUUCUAUGUUUUCAUUCAUAAAAUUAUUGAUAAUCCAAUACUUCCAUAGUCAGGUGCGAUAGUGAGGUUCUGAAUUGGAUAUGCUUGAUGCAGUUACCUCCCAAUUCAAUCAUUCAAUCUACGGAAUAGUGCGUUGAUUAAAGUUGCUUUCUUUUCUCCCUAAAGAAAUAAGACUGGAAUAUGA
This is a messenger RNA of Monascus purpureus, 2173 nucleotides long. NCBI's taxonomy places the organism in Eukaryota, Fungi, Ascomycota, Eurotiomycetes, Eurotiales, Aspergillaceae. The record is from the annotation of a GenBank genome assembly.